UACGAAGACUGUAAGUUAGCGAGGAGCGUUCAGUGUGGGAAGCAGGAGCGAGGAGGACGGCAGCAUCCGUGCUCGCCCCUGCUACAUCACCCCUCUUGCUCCUGCUCCUUAAUGAACCUCUACAGCACCUCUACAUCUACCUACACCACGCGGGAGUUGUCACAGUUGCAAGGCCUGGCGGGAGAGCAGGUAGAGGCAUGCAGAAGAGCACAGUAGUGAAGGGCUGCUGGUCUUGCCAGACCUCCUAGACCCAGCAGUGGCGGGGAUGCUCUUGAGGACCGCAGCUAAUUUAAGCUCCGAGACUCGGCUGGCAGGUCCUCUGCCGUAAUUCCAUCUCUGCCAUGAGUUUUCUACAAGUUGUCAGAAAUGAAACAAAAAAAGAUGAAGACAGAUAAAACAGGAGAAGAAGACGCCUAUCUGUUCUCCUCGUGUUCUGAGAUGAGCCGAAGGCAACGAGUUGUUAUGGCCGUCAUCAUCCUGGGCUCCUUUGUUUACAUUAUUCUAACACAGGACUCGCAAGGGCAUCAAUCUCUCCCAGUGUCUCUUCCUGAGAGAAGAAAGAUAUACCGGUUCAUUAAUAGGAACUCCAAGCGAUCUGCUAUACACUUGCUUGGUGGAGCGCCUGGUGAACCUGUGCAUCCAGAGGUGCGAAAGUUCUGCUCAGCAUUGCUCAACCGAAAAGUUAAUAGCGAGGCAGAAAAUGAGAGCUCGCCUAUAAUCUAUGUUGUGACUCCUACUUACAAAAGACCGGAGAUGGUGGCAGAGUUAACCAGACUUGGUCAGACUCUGGCGAUGGUGCAGAGAAUACACUGGAUUGUGGCAGAAGACAGUGCCACUUGCUCUACUCCAAUUACUAGCCUCCUGCAGAGAUUGGGUCUUCCCUAUACACAUUUAGCUACUCCAAUGCCUGAUGUAUACCGUAGAGAGCGAUAUGUACCACGCGGUGUGUCAAAUCGCAGAGCAGCUUUACAGUGGGUGCGUGAUAAUGGCGAAAAUACUGGAGUUCUCUUUUUUUUGGAUGAUGACAAUGCUAUAGACAUUCGACUGUUUGAAGAAAUGAGAUCAACAGAAACGGUUUCAAUGUGGCCUGUUGGACUGAUUGGAGAAUAUACUGUUAGUUCUCCAAUUGUUAAAUUUGAAAAGGUGGUUGGGUUCUAUGAUGGCUGGCCAGCUGGCAGGAAAUUCCAAGUGGACAUGGCUGGAUUUGCUGUAGGGGUUGGCUAUUUGAAGAAACAGAAAAAGGUGACAAUGCCCUAUAUAGCUGGACAUGAAGAAGAUGGAUUUCUAAAAUCCCUAAAUUUGAGCUUAAAUGACAUUGAAGUGAAAGCUAACGGGUGCACAAAUAUUCUGGUAUGGCAUACACGCACAGCAAAGAAUCCAUUACGUACCCUUAAUUUAGAUAAUCAUCAAAGUAACAAUAUUCAAGUGCUAGCUGACAACAUGAGACAGAUGGGAAUGAUUAAGUAGUCAUUAGCGGUGAUUUUGUGUAAAUUUAUAUAAUCAUUUGGCCAUUAUUGCUGAAGUAAGUGAAAGCAAUAUAGGCCUAGUGAUAUUUUUAUGACAAAUGAGAUUUAAUUUUUCUCAUCGAUGGAAUUUUAACCAUAAAUAUGCAUUACGUCGUAAAAUAGCCACCAGUACUUUUAUCUAAUUUUGUCAGUUUCCAUACUACAAACUGUACAGGUUUCCAAUAAGGAGAUGUCUACUUUAAAAUCUACAAACUAAUGUAAAUUUAAAUAUUCUUACUUUCAGUAAUUAUAAAAAAGGAAGAAGAAAUGCAGGAAUGACCAAAUAUUUCUGGAAGAAGCGGUCAUUUGAAUACUGUUAGUACUCGUUAUGAAUUAAGUUGAUGAAGGCUCAUAGUUUUUCAUCAUCUAAUUAUUAUUUUAUAAAGUUUAUUUAUUUUAUAAAGUUUCUCGGAGACACUUUUAUAUGAAAAAUUUGUUUGCCGUUGUUUUAUAUAUUCGGAGAGCUUUGUUUCUUCCGUUAAGGACUGGUAGAUAGCAUACUUGUGGCUAUGGUUGCCCAUUGAAGCACUUAAAAUGGAGGAAGCAAGAUUUGGUCUUCUUAUCACCCUUGAAUGGUUGUUUUCUUUACAUUUACAUGUAAGUGUUGAUGGUCUGCUCUGUUUUCUCUGCUUCCAUAUUGCCCUUGAAUAAAUGUUGAACUAGUUUCCCAGUAUUUGUCGUUCAUGUGCUUAUACCUUUUUAUUUCUUGACAUUCUUUCCCAUCUGCUUUCUAUUUUGCCGCAGGCUUUCCUCAUCCUUCCCACACCUGCUUCUUUGUGUGAAUAAGCAUCAACUGCCUGACAUUUUUAUGGCCAGACUAACAUGUGAAAUUCUAUUACACCUGUGGCCAUAAAUGGGAUUGGGUGCUUCCGGAGAGAUUUAACUGAGAAAAGUAAUCGGAAUUUAAAACCUUUAGAAUGAAUAAUUAACACAUGUUAAAAAAAGUACAAAUGCAUAUUUUGCUAUUAAAAGUGGAGUACUGUUAACACAAAUGUAGGAAGACUGAAGAUAAUUUUUUAGGAGAAUUGUUGGAGAGAAGAGAGUAAAAGGCUGAAGGCACACCUAGAGAUAAAAUUUAAUUGGAAGUUGAGAAUAUAGUGAACCAGCAAGUGUGGAGCUUCCUUGCAGAUGUGGUCAGUCAAACUUUCAAUGCAAGUGUGGUCAUGGUAAAACCUUUGGGGCAAAUGCGAUCCGAGUAAAACCUUUCGGUGUGAAAGUGGUCAAAGUCAAACUUUUGGUGUGAAAGUGCCUCAUAAGAGGUGUCAGAGAAAAACAUGUCUUGAGAAUGUGGUUAGAACUUGAGUAACUUUAAAAUAACCUUCUUUAUGUAGCAAGAGUAGAGUCUUCAUUGUUGGGGGGAGGGGGGGUAAGUGGAACCCAUUGUUGCUUCUUCCAGUUUAGUAAUGUAUUUGCAUGGGAAAACCAGCCAAUUCGUCAGUAUCAUUAUUUUCUUGCAUCAUGCAAUUACAUUAUCAAAAUCUUAGAGAUGGUGAAUGGUUGAGACAAUUUUGUAUGUUCUCUUCAUUAUUAUAUUAUGAGCAGAACACUCAAAUUUGAUGCCAAGAAAAAAUGUUGCACCCUGUUGCUUUAUUCCGGACUGUUAUUACUCAGUACAUAUUAAAUGUAGGAAUUUAUAUUUUCCGUAGGUUUUUAUAGUUCACUGGAAUCUCUCAUACGAUAUUAAGUUCAGGGUCAUUGACUUGGAAACUUGGUACCCAAUUCAUAUAAUGAUAUGCUUGUCAUACAGUUGGGUCAACCCAGUUGAGUCUAGCCUGUAACUGGGUGUGUGACUUCAUGUGCAUCCUCAAUAAACCCAGUAGACUUCCUAUACUUGAAAAUGGAAGAGCAUGUAUCAGCCAUUUUGUUUUCUCCUUGACUUACUUUCCAUAACUAUUCAUGAAUUGCUGUUCCCUGUUUAUCAAGCAAGGCAAAUAUUAAAUUCUGAUUGUUAAACCAGUCAUCCAAUUGUUGAAUUGAACACUUUUUAAAGCCUGAUAUUAGUAAGAUUUAUAUUGUUUUUAUUCAUUAUUUUUAGCUGUGUGUUUCACCCUGAAUAAUUAAUAAUUCAUUAAUCAAAUUAAAUCUUGGUUAUUAAGAUUUUAAAUCUUCCAAUGAGAUAUAUGCAUGUUCUCUGUGGGGGGGUGUUUUUGUCAGUAGCUGGCUGACCAAAAGCUACCCAAGAUCAGCUUGUGCACAGUUUAUAGUGAACAAAAUAUAUGCUCUUCCCCUGAACCCCCGAGUAGUUCACACCCCUCCAUUUCCAGUACUCUUGUAAAUAAUAUUUUCACUUGGUGUGUGGGUAUUAAAUCAUUUAUUUUAUCUAUCCUGGAUGUAUGUUCUUAAACAUCUAGCAGAAUUUCUUGUUUACCAAAAUGUGUAUCUGUGUUUUUAAUACCAGCUGUUGCAUAGGGAGAAAUAUUAAUUGUUACAUUCCCCUAAAUUUUAUUUGUACAAAUCCUAUUAAAUUUAAUUAAUAGAUUUAAAUAAUUUGUAUAAAAUUAUUUGUACAAUUUGAUGUACCCAUCAAAUUGCUCAUUCAUUCAUUUGUUCACCACAUUUUUAAAUAUGCAUCAUUGCUUUUGAACCACUGGUUAGUAAUUUAAUGAAAGUUCCAUUCAGUGCAUGUAUAACAUCAUUGGAGAAUGUCACAGGUCCGUGCAUAAAAGACGAGAUCUUGAAUAUACAGUAGAUAAAACUUCUGUUAGAAUCUUUUAUGUCUACUAUAUAGAUUUCAAAAUGAUAUUGAUACAACUUGAUGAAAGUGUAUCACCACUACACAGUGUGUCAUGUUCUAAAGCCAAGUUCUUGUAUUGAAGUUGCAGGUUACAAAGUUAGGGUACAUAAUAUGCUGUAGGUAGGGAUUAAUAUGCUCCAUGGGCACAUCUCUAGUUCAGGAGUCUUCCUUAGUAGUGGAUAAUAUUCAAAUGUUGAAUUAUAAAACCAUAAUGGUUAGAAAGGGUUCCAUACUGUAGUUCAGCAACUACAGUAUAUGUAUAUUUUUAAAUGCAAAUUGCAAAAAUGUUUAUAAUCACGGUUUAUAUCUUUGAAGCCUUUGUUCCUUCUGGGAACUCCAUAUUUUCCAUGAGUUCACUACUUGUUAAACUUUCUUCUAGUAGGUUCAAAGCCUAAUAAAGGAGUACACCUAUCAAAGAAAUUCUACAUGCGGGUGUGACUGAUGUAAAAGUGAAGCUACCGUUUACUUUCACUAAGAAGCAAUGAAUGUGUGGAAAUAAUGAGGAUUGCCUUCAGUAUACAUACACAAAAGCCAGAAAGUAGAAUGGAAGAGAAACAUAAAAAAAAAUAGAAAAGUACAUGCAAAAAAAAAAAGUGAAUGGGGAAAUAAUAUAGAAUAUAGUGAAAGAGUGAUAUGGAGGAGACAGUGGUGCAGGCUAUCAGAUAAGCGUAAGUGUAAACAGUGAAGAGUAUCAUCAGUAAGGGGACUGAUGUAAGUGUUGCCAAAGGAGAGAACCAUCAUUAGGAGAAAGAUGCAUCCUCCUUUAUUUCCCCCACUACAGUGCUUCCCAUGGCCAACCGAGGCUAGCCAUCUGCUACAACAAUUACAGUACAGUAUGUUAGGUGGUAUAUUUAAUGUGAGAGCAAACAUAGUGCUUGACCCAGGUACAGUGGAUUUUUUUUUGUAUAUACAGUACAGAAAUACUGUAGCACUUGUGGUGAAGCAGUUGGCCGCUUCCUUAAAGGCCAUUUAUGAUAGUACUUUAAGAUAAAUUUAGUUCUAUAAUAUAAAGUAUGCAAAUAUAUUGAUGACGAGAAAGUUAUUGAAUUUCUUAAAUGUAAUUGAAAAGCUAACCAGUGUUUCUAAGCAAGGUUACCUUGACGCUUCCCUAGCCAUGGCCUGGGUCUACCAAGGACAUUUACCAUAUAUCUGGAUCUUUGUGAACUUUUUGUCCCACUAUAAAAAAAAACUUUCAAAAUGUUAUGCCAUGUACUGUAGUUGAGGCAAGGAGACAGUGGAGAGUCUUACCUCACUCCACAACUGAUAUACUUUUCAAUACUAUACAAAAGAGCAGAACAAAUCCUUCGAGUUAUUAUUUGAAGUACAAGGAAUACCAAUUACUGCUCUGCCAACUAUCGAGAUAAAUAUUCACGGCCUGACUGGGUGGCAGUCAAGUUGUCACCAUUACAGGUUCAGAGGAGUCAGUAGCCCUCUUUUUGCUUGGAGUCUACCUGUUUUACACAAAGCUCUGCACAUGUAGAUUCAGUUAAGUUGACUGUUUAUUCUUUGAGACUUUUUCUCUUCACAGGGAGUUCACUGUUUUAGCAUUCACUUUAUGAUGUGGUGCCCAGUCAUUUGCAUGUCUGUAAAUAUUGCUAUCCUUCAUCUUUGUUACAGAGUUCUCGUCCCUUGCAGUACGGUAAUUGUCGAGUCUGGCAUACUCGGUUAUUUUUUCCGCUGUUGUUUACUUUUAGCAUGUUUUGGCUCUUCUUAGGUUGUGCCAUUACCUUGGUGGUGCAUUUGACCUUAAUCCCUUUACCAAUGCUUUGGUGCUAGGCUCCCUAUUUAUAUACACAAACUUGGGUCAUUAUGUACAUCAUCUAUUGUAGAUGAUGCCAUAGUGGUUUUAGCCUCCCAGGUUCUACUUAAGGGGGGGGCAAAAGUGACCUUUUAUUACAGCAUUUUAUUUUUGUUUAUUAAAUUGUUACCUUUGACUUUUGUGUCCUUGGUAGUAUGGGAUUCUGUGACCAUGCACUGAAUACAUACCUCUGCUUAAUGAACCGCUACCUCAGGAAGAGGCCUGGGGUUGGUGGGCUUACCUCUUUUACUUGUAUACUGUAUCUUAAUAGAGUACAAUGGUUACUGCACUGUCUCCUGGAUCCCAAGAGGUAAUACAGAUUCCAGGUUAUUUUUCUUGGGUCCCUGGAAGAAUACCAUUGAUUUCCGGGAUUGUGCCCAGGUUUCACAUGUGCAUGCCCCAGAUCUCUGGGCAAGUACCUGAGGGGUAUUCCAUGGAUUUCCGGUGGAUAACCCAGGCUUCCCGAUUAGGGUUAACAGAUCCUUAGGUGAAUCCCCUUAUAUCGAGAGCUUUCACAGUGAUGAAAAAAACGGGACUUCCUUUCAGAUACACAAAAACCAUUGGGCUUCAUCAGGAGCACAGUAAAGUUUUGGACUUCCACCAGGUACCGUGUUGAAUUUUCCCAGGUCCCAGGUGUAUAUCCUGAGGAUAUUUUUUUGGCUCUUACUCAGCAAUCAGGAGCACUCUUUGUAAGUGCUGGGGACCAUACCCUGGGAUCUUAUUUAUGGGCUGCCCAGUUCCCCUGAUCUCUAUUCAGAUGACUUAUGUCCUUGGUUGAGUUCUGCUACCCCUGUGCUUGGACAGGGGUAGCAGACACCCUCCAGUGUUCUGGUGGGUGUUCAAAGAUUAUCACAUCCUCCAGAACUACUUAGUGGUUCAUAAAGGUGUAUGAAUAAUUAGUUGUAUAUAAUGUGUGUAUAUAUGGUGUGAUAACAGCAAAAAAGGCGUUUUAUUGUUCUUAUAAUAUAUUAUAGUGUAAAUAUUAGACAGAUAUGUCUGUACAUAGCAAUGUUAUUGACAGCCCAGUGCAUUGCACAGGGAAAAACCAUGGUCAAACAUUAAAAAUACAAAAAAAAUCUAAAUAUAUUGAAUGCAUGCACUUACAACUUGUGCUUUUUACAGUUCUGGCAGUACAUACUUUGAUCACUGGUUCCGAGAUUAUCACACUCUUCAGAAUUUCUUAAUGGCUUGUAACACUGCAUUAUCAUGUUGAUAUUUCUAUAUAAUGUAUAUAUAGAGUGCAAUAACAGCAAAAACAAUGUUUCAUUGUUCUAAGAAAUAUGGUUUGCAUAAUGUAUUAGUGAUAAUGUGUGUGUGUUCCGCUAUUUCACACAUUCUGUGACAUAAAGUCUGUCAGUUUACAGCCCAAUAGAUAAUUGUACAAAAAAAACUUUAAAAACAUUAAGAGUGUGAUAAAAAUCAAUGUAUUAAUGCGGAAGGCAAGAGCCACCCUUCACUACACCCAAGGUACUGUAAUUUACUUUAGAUUUUGAAAGCAAUUUUUCGAUGAUAAAAGUCAGACAUUUGUAACAACAUAGAAAGCCAACAUAAUUCAAAUUAAAAAUCUUGUGCACACAGGCAAUGUUUCUUUAUUGCUAGCACAGCCUAGGGGGUUAAUAAGGAUAAACUCUGCAAUCUCCUCAUCACAAUUACAUGGCAAGACUAUCUUAAAAGAUUCUUGUACAAGGGCAAAAUAUUUUCUCGAGUCCAACAACUGGGUAGUGUACUUAAAGGUGCUCAGUCUGUAAAUAAAGGUGAAACAAAGACACCACUGGCAAAGGCACCACUCUGGCAAAUGCACCAAAGGCAAGUUUGAAAGUAUAUUUUAAAUUUUUUCAGUUUCUUAAUACUUGCUGACAUUACUUAAAUUGUACCUCACUGAGUAGUUGUCCAUGUUCACAUCAUCAAAUCAUCAUUACUAUCAACUCCACUGCUGUUGCCACCACCACUUCCACCAUCAUUGUUGUCGUUGUCGUCAUCAUCAUCAUGGCAAAGUGUGCCAUAUCAAUAUUCAUGAGACCACUAUAGAUAAUUGAAGGACAUAUUCAUUUAAUUUGAUUUAUAUAUCUUCAGUCUUAAAGUUCACUUAAACAAAACAAGACUAUUCUUAGAUUUUGAAGCUGCCGUUUGUUGAUUUGUUUGUUGCAUUAGCCUUAUACUGAUGAACAUUCAACUAUUUUUGGGUAUUAAUAUUACAUUGAUCAAUAAUAUAAUUCAUAUUGCAGACUUUUUGCCUAAACACACAUGUGUGUUGAACCAUGGCCUGGGUUUUUAUAUCAAGAAAUUCAUUUACAUUAAAAACUUUUAGUGUAAGAGUUUUUAUGGAUAUGCAGAUAGUGCUUGGAAGUGAAGUCAGCUUGUGAGUGAAGACCAAGUUUUUAAUAUUUUGGAACUUUUAUUGCAAUUAUUUUGAAAGUCCAUGCCAUCUUUAUUAAUUAGUUUUCUUUUUUUUUUUUUUUUACUAUAUACAGUAUUGUGCAUGUUUUGGGAAUUUAAAUACCCCCACAUUUGUUUCUCAUUAUGAGGAACCAAAGCUUGGUUUUGGUUUUGGGGAAGAUUAUUGAAACUAGAGGUGGUUGCCCAAACUUCAACUAACUCGUUUGCUCUGUGUAGAUGGUGAGAGUGCGACACUUGGCUGAUCUUAUCGCCUUUAAUUCUUUUAACAUCCUUUCAUGCCUGGACUGAGGGGGAUGUGAGAGUUGACUGUUAACAAAAGUUUCCCAAUUAUCUUUUCUGAGCUCUGUCGUGCACUCCCUCACCUUGGCUUGGGAUUUCUGAAAGAGCUUGAGUAUUGCUGGCAUACGUGUUUCCCUAUAUGCAAAUCCAACUCGUCUGGCAGUGCGUUUCAAAGUACGCAGUUUGGGGUCAUUGCAAUAGGCAUGGUGUUUAUUAUUUUUCAUAUCGUUCCGACUAUUGGAUGGUGCUGGGGGCCGACCUAAAGGGUCGGUGACAUCUGAAUGUUCUGUACUAGAUCAUCGUUAAAUGUUUGGAUUGUGGAUAGGUCAUAAGUGCUGUUCCACUCUGACACAUGAGCAAUAAAGUCUUCAUGUCGAGCAGGAGGAACACUGAGCCAUUUGUGCUUAAAAGUCCCACCGGGCAGGAUGGUAUUUCAGAUACACAGAGUAGUCAAUCUAGGGUGAUGAUCUGACAACAAAUCUGUUACAAUAGAUGAUGUUUAUAAGAGCAUAUUAAUUUAUUAAUUUUAGAUCUUUUGAACAUAUAGUUUCUUUUUUCCAUAUACAGUGUUCUAAGUAUCUUCAUGAGUCAUUGGUUAAGAACAUAAUGUAUUUUUAUUACAUCUUAAUUACAGUAUAUAGAUAUUCAUAUAUCAUUGGUAACAUUUAACUGCAGAUAUCAUGUGUGAUGUAGGUUAUAUUUAGUUUUGUUUACUUGAUAUGUAUCCUACAGAGUUUAAUGUAUAACGCAUUUUAAAUUGCAGGCGAUAUGAAUAUAAAUUUUUUUGGUUUAAGAAAGUCAUUAAUGUAUAGUGCAACCUCCAUAGAAUAGUCUCUUGGGAUACCAUUCUGAACUACCAUACUGUGUCAAUGAUUCCACUGUACAGUACAGGUAUCAAGAUUUUACCAUUUCCUACUAUUGCCAAUAAUUAUUAUUAUUAUUAUUAUUAUUAUUUUCAAAUAAUAAAAAGACAGCUUAUAUGGGAGGGCCCUCUUAGUAGCUCCCUGACCUAAGUGCUGGUUUAGUCAUGCUAUAGAAAUGGGUAGGAGGUGGGGUACAAAAAGCUAGAUCUCGCUUCCACAUAGUCACUGACAGGUCAAAGUUGCAGCAGGUAUCUGAGACCCAUCUUUGCCUAACCAGAGUGAGGACCAGAAUAUGCCCUCCCUUGCCAGGCAAGAGGAGCUUGGGGAGCAGAGAUCAACCCAAAACUAAGAAAACAUCCACCACAAAGCAAAUCUUGUGGUGCACUUGUCACUGCAAUCAAGUCACAGCUGAAAGGUUCCAGGUUCAAUUUGUGAGGAAGGACAAGCAUUUGCAUAAUAUUUCUUUUUACCUGAUACCGCUGUUCACCUAAUAGUAAAUAGAUAUCCAGGUAGUUGGACAACUGUUGUGAGUUGCAUCCUGGAGAAGGUCAGUAGUUGACCUUAGGGGACCUCAAUAAGCCAAACAGGCUUCCUGUCUGUGAUUGUUGGGAACCGUAAGUGCAACAAAACAAGUAACUGUUGAAAAAAUUAAGUACUCGGUGGUAAUGUGGCAAAGUCAUUGCCAUGGGGGGUAAACAUCCUAACCUCGCUGUGCCUGACAGUCACCAGCCCAGAUCACACCUGAUGCUCCAGUCAGCCCAAACCAAUGAAGCUCUAAUGAGCUGCCUGAACCAAACACCACCACCCUACAGGAAAGAAGUGAACAGUAUUUAUUUAUUUAUUUAUUUAAUUAUAUGGUGAUCUAGAUUUACUAAGUGCUAACUAGAAAAAUGUAGUUUCAUUACAAACAAUGUUUCAUUUCUGGGAGGGCCUGCCUGGUACUUUCCUGAGUUAACUAACAUAGUGCCUUGGCAGAAAGCCAGCAUUUUUUAAGAAUGUGUCCAGGCUUACCUUGGGUAGAAAGCAGUAGACGAAGGCUUGGGUAUGAGGAGCAUCAGCAGUGUUUCAGGUUUAAAGAAUGUACAGUAGUUGAUCACCCAAAACAAGCAGAGCUUGAAUGUGUGUGAUACCAUAGCCAGAAAGUAGUAAUGACUGAAACAUCACUCUAGUUACUUCUUUCUCUUCUGUUCUCUUACUUCUUUCUGUUUCAUUAUAUCAGUAUUUAAGAUACAUUUCAUUACUUGAUAGUCUCAAGUAAAGAUGUACCAUUUGGCUCAUGACACAUGUUGGAAAAUAUAGUACAAGGAAGAUAACUGAAGCAACUCUUACCUCUCCCAGUUCUAUCCUGGACCACACCCAUGUCACACCGGGUUCAUAACAUUAUGUACCAACACUACACUCAAACCAAUAUGGCUCCACGCCACAUAGCCUGAUCUCCAGUAUCAUGCCCUAUAUUGAUAACCCUUUAGCCCAUCUCCACUGUUAGUAGUCAUUUAUACUCACAAUCAAAGUUUGACUAACACCAUCAAUGAAGCUGGAGCCAGAUUCACGAAGCAGUUAUGCAAGGAGAAUAGCAAGUUACUAUAAAAACAGUAUUAAAACUACUGUAAAUACUACUAAAUGUAGGAUUAUGAUAAAAACAAGCAAAUUUGAAAGUACAGUAUGGGUAUUCUUCCACAAAGUCAGUUUAGUGUAUUGAGUUGCCCCUGAUCUGGCAAAUUACUGUUCUAUUGUUUUAGAAUGUUUGGUAGCCAAAAUCAAUUCUGUUGAGGCUGCACUGCAUAGUAUAUAUAGUGUAUAGUCUAGUGUAUUAAAAUAUUGUAUUUGGGUUUUAUAGCUGUGUAUGUGUUGUAAAUAUGUGUGUGACAAAGUGAGGCAUGCUAAAGAUAACUAAAUGCUUUAAACUUAGUUUUUGUGAACUAAAAUUUAAAUAUGAAAAUAUUGGCGAGUUCAGUUAUUAAAAUUGUAUCCAGUUGUAUACUGCAUUGUAAAACCUAGUGUCAGAGCUAUACUACUUGGUGUGUCUUGUACACCAUGAACAGGAGUAUGUACAUUCAGGUUAAAGUUAACUUUUGCAUCAAUACAGUGGGAACGUGAAAAGAUCCCCUUUGCACUAGGGAAAUAGCGGGACAUUGCCUAGGAGAGCAACCGAAUGGCUUGUUGAGAAAGGAGCUUUUCAGCUACACUCGUAGCUUCAUUUAUGAUUUACCACUCGUGACAUUUUAACAUUGCUUGGAACUUGAUUACUGUUACUGGUGGUUGUUGUGUAUGGUGCUACAAAUCUUUCAGUGGUUAGAUCACUAUCUUAAUGUUUGAGGUUAACUGACUGAGUUUUUUCACAAUCUUUUUAUGAUGAGCUAUUAACAUUUGUUAUUGUACAGUACUGAGCACUUCAGUUAAAGAUUGUUAAAUAAAUUUGUGAUUCAUUAAAUGGAGAGUGAGAUUUAGAAUUUCAGAUAAAACAGAAGAUGGUCAUUGUGUUCAGGUUUUAUAUUUAUAAAAAGCAAAGCAGAGUUGUUUCGUGCUUCCAUCACAUUGAUAUCUGUGGAAUCAAAAAUUAAGAUUGUUAAUACUACUGUAUUUUUAGUACAUUUUGACCAGUUGAGUAAGCACUUUUGAAACUAAUCACAUAUGUUUACAUUUUUAGUAUGUAUUAAGCCCAGCUUCGUUUAUUAAGGCCUUUAAUGCAUUUUAUAAAGCUAUAUUUUACAUGAGAAUAUUUAUGGAAAUAUGAUGCACACAUUACAGUAACUGAUUAUUUUGAUACACAAAAAUCCAUAAAUAUAACUUACACAUGUGGGAGGAAUACUGUAUAUGUAAUUGUAUACAUGUGUAUAAACCUUUAUGCUAUGUUGUUAUACAGUGAUUAAUCUGUUAUUGUAAAUAAAUAUGGCUUUGAUAGUUUGACAGUGAAUGGAUAUUUUCUACUUCCCACAUAAAUAUAUGUAUUAUACAUUAGGUGAAACAUUUGACAUUAAAUAGUUGGUUGCAAAGCAUAAACUAGGGUUCUAUUUGAUUAAUAAGUUGCUUGUAUUUGUUUCUCUAAUUAUGUGCAUGGUUAUAAUGCCAAAAUGUUACGUCCUAAAGUAUCCAUCUCUUUGCUAGUUACAAUCGACUUGAGAAUGGUCCAGGACGGACCGAAGCGUCGUCGUCCCUUCACUUUCUAGUGUGUGGUCUGGUCAACAUAUUUCAGCAACGUUAUUGUGACUCCUCGUCUGCUUGCUUAUGUAUUGUUGGCUAAGAAAUCAUAGAUGCUGGCACUUGCUGUCAUGCCAUCUGAUUAGCUCAAAUCCAAAAGAAAGAGUCAAGUUGAUUAGACAUACAGUACUCUUUUGAUCAUGAAUUGUUCUUAUUCUAUACCUGACAAUACUUCAUUAUACUGGACUGUACAAGUUCACUAAGUACUGUAAAUUAAGACAGAAUAUUGUACACAGUGGAUGACAGGAUAGUAAUACUACAGUAAUUGUAAAAUACAUUACUGUAUAAGGGUGCUCACCAAAGAUCCUGUUGUUCCUCCACAUUUGAUCUUGUAAUGAUGUUUAUGUUAGUAUGUGUGUGGUAAUUAAGGUAGGAGGUGGAAAUUGAGGCUGAGAUACUGAGUGAUAGGUUUACAUGGAGGAAUAACACUAGAGGCUUCAAUAAAAGCUGUCUUGACAGCCCUCUUGAGUGUUACUUGUUUCAAACUUAUGCACUUAUUCUCACACUCACUCAUUGCUAGUAUAGUGAAUUGGAAUAUUUAAAUUUCAGCUACUUUCUGAAGUACUGUAUAAUCAUAUUCCCACUGACUUGGUUGUAAAAUCCUAACAAGUUCACAAAUAUUGUAUAUUUGUAUCAUGCCAAAAUGUCUUGCAUAUACUGUUCGUUCCUUUCUGUGUCACAUUUUAUCCAACCUAACCAUUAACAAUCUCACAAGCACUGUUUAUACAAACUUUUAAUACUAGAUUCUUGCUCUUUUCACUAGAAUCUAAAUAGAUAAAUGUUUGCAAUACACUUUGUAUGUAUAUCCCUUCUAAUUGUAAAAAAUUUCAGUCAUGGAAAGUCCCAGUAAUAAAACUUUGUAAAGCGUUGGCUGAAAGUAAAAGAUUUUAUCUGAUCCAAGUACAGUACAGUAUUCAAAUAACUUUUUAUUUAACAUUUAGUUAACAAUGUAGCAUUUUCUUUUGAGAAUUGCCCUACUUUUGAUGCGUAGUUUACUGACCUGACAUUUGAGAUUGUGUGGCGAUGUCACAAUGUGUGGUUUGCUGAACAAAUUGUUUUGUUUUGUUUAUACAAUAGAUUACCAUCUUUGCUAAAAUCUUUGUUACAAAUUGUAUAUUCUACAACUACUCAUGUUCCUUAAUUGGAUGUCUCCCAAUAUUAUUUUUUAAUGAUAACCUCACUGUUUUGAAUGUUGUCUUUCUUCACUUACUAAUUCUUUGUAAUGUUUAAAUGUUAAAUGUGAUGUUUAAUGAAUAAACAGACUGAAUGUUGCAUUAAAACAAGAGCUUCACAUAACCAUCACGAAACCAAGAUUAUUCUAUUGCUAAUGCAACUUCUUCAAGAAGUGAAUAUCUGGUUUGAUGGACAAAAGGCAGAAGCUGCCAGCAGAUGUUAAGGGAACACCAGUCUUGGAUGAGUUUAUCAAGGACAAUGCUUCCUUUAUGGAAAACAUCUUGAGGCCAAGAUGUUUGUCACUAAACAAAACAUUGUUUGCAUUAAAGGCUUGAAGCUUGAUGAGCAAUUCCUUGAACACUACUGGGUCUGUAAUGACAUUUUUGUCUUGAACGUGGUAUGAAUUUAUUCUUUGUAAGUAAAAAAAUAAAUGGUUUGUAUAC
Procambarus clarkii (red swamp crayfish) is the source of this 14390-nucleotide messenger RNA. Lineage: Eukaryota; Metazoa; Arthropoda; Malacostraca; Decapoda; Cambaridae. The record is from RefSeq and is a predicted model, not a curated record.